AUGUCCUCCUCCGCCCCAACGCAAACCGGCUCGUCUUCGGAGCCACAACGAUCUCUCAAUCGACAAAUAGUCCUUGAAGAAGAAGAGUACACAGAAGCGCUAUCCAAAAUCAUUGCUAGAGACUUUUUCCCGUCAUUGGCACACCUAGAUGCCACGAACGGAUAUCUCGAUGCUCUGGAGACUCGCGACCCGCAUCUAAUCAAUGCCUCGGUACGGCGGCUGGAGGAUAUUAGCUUUACGCCUCGUACAUCGACGCGCGGAUGGACCCCGGCGCGAACUCCCUCACAGACCCCAUACGGCGCGAGCGCAGAGACACCGCUGCGGUCUGUGCGCGGUGAGCCAGCGCAGAAGCGCGCGCGGUACGAUACCAACAUGAGCCUAGACGACUUUCAAGCGCGGUACACCUCCGAGGAUAACUCCAGCUUCACACAGAUUCUUGAUGAGGAGAAUCGGGUGCGCAAGGAGAAAUGGGCGUGGGCAUGGAAUGCACAAAAACGGGUUGAGGACCAGCAGGCGAAGAUGAUUGAGAACAGGGAGGCACUGUUACUUGAGCCAUCUACAGUUCCCGGAGUGCGAGAGAAGUUCACCAUUGAGGCACCGAAACCAAUAGGGCUGCUAACUGGGGCAGAAGACAGUUCUAUAAAGGAAGGGGAGCGCCAACGGACUGAGUCAAUGGUCGUUGUUCGCUCGAAGGAAACAUCUGGAGACACCCCCCUUGAUGUCAUGGCGCCCCAAAAAGACAAGCGAGUCGCAGGUGUUGACGGAUGGAAGUUCAAGGCACGAAACUCUCUCAUGUUCUCACCGGACGCCGAUACCACACCGUACGAUCCCAAGCCGACUGCCGAUAGCAGCGGUGACAGUGCCAAAGCUGUGAACUACGCAAGCACGCGACUAUUUGAACAAGAGCACGAAGCGGGAGAAUCACGGCCGCUGUCAGAACCCCCGAGCCCCACCAGAAGUCGUAUCAAUGCUGCAAUCACUGGUACACCAUACCACCCCAGUUCAUCUAAGGAUAUGGGCUUCUCCCUUGUUCCAAACCUUCCAUCGCCUACACCAGCUGAACUUGGCCCGACUGCUUUGAAACAACUCAUGACAUGGGGUACUCUCAAUUCGACACCUAGAAUAAUCAGUCAGCCAGAUGAACCAACCAACUUACGGACACCAUUUCACAUUCCUGACAUUUCAUCCAGAGAAGCCAUUUCUCAUAAAUUGUCGGAUAGAGCAUCGAAAAGCUUGCGAAUGAAAGCUGAAAAGUUAAAUUCUUCAGCCCGUACGCCAAGCACCGUCAAAUCCUCAGUUCUGGGAAAGAAGGGAAGUAUGGCUCCGCCUUCAUGGACGCCUAGACGGGCAGAAGCUGCCGGAAGCUUGACGCCGGCCGCUCGUCGGUUGUUGCAGAGGACUGCGACUGGUACAGCAGCCAGUAGGAGGGCGGAAGUCAUGGAACGAGAAGCUGGAUGGGAUACAGGGUCCAAAGAGAGAGAUCUCGCCCGCAUAAGGUGGACACCAACCCCUACGUCAACAGUUCGACGGUGA
Messenger RNA from Psilocybe cubensis, 1533 nucleotides. RefSeq names its product Splicing factor ESS-2-like protein. The record is from RefSeq and is a predicted model, not a curated record. The transcript is spliced from 3 exons. Gene Ontology annotation, cellular component: catalytic step 2 spliceosome. The coding region runs from base 1 to 1533 and encodes 510 amino acids. Lineage: Eukaryota; Fungi; Basidiomycota; Agaricomycetes; Agaricales; Agrocybaceae.